UGAUCUAUUUGCCCAUGGGCGAGGUUGAUGGGUUUUAUUUAACAAAUUAUGUGAUUCAGUAGCAUACUGAAAGGGUCCUGGAAACGCCUGCGCUUAUGCAUCUCUGACAGUUGUGUUUCAAUGGGGUGGAGCUAGAGACCAUUGACACGUAAGAAUCCUGCUUUAAUUUUAUGGAAGAGGCUACGUAGGCCUACAUCUUUUUAGUAGCGAAGGAUGGUAUUUUUGAAUAUAGCCAGCUACUAAUAUUUUGUAUUUGUUUUGAUGUACAUAAUUAUCCAACGCGACUAAAUUAGGCUGUAGAAAGGGCCUACAUAUAUAUAGUCAACGUUGAGAAUGAGAUUCUCAAUGUUUAUUUCUCUGCUGAGGCCGAUCGGGCCGGUUAUUAUCGGUAUUUCUUUGGGCUUUACCUUAAGUUUACUUAGUGUGAAUUGGGUGGAGGAAUCUUGUUUCCUCAACGGGAAAGCGAGUGAACAAAUAAGUUUGUCCCAAGAUGGGAAUUCAAAAGGAGCAACGAGACCCAAUUCGAUAUCGACGGUCAAAGAUGUGGACGCCGAGGAAGAUUUUGAGCCAAGAAUAGUGCCAUAUAAACCAGUCCAACAAAGCAAACCAAAUAAACUUUUUCGGGCGAAGUACAUCAGUACAGAGCUGGGGAUCCGGGAGCGCCUCUUCGUCGGGAUCCUGACGUCCAAAAGCACCAUCAACACAUUGGGAGUGGCCGUGAACCGCACCCUCAGCCACCACCUGGACACUGUCGUCUUCUUCACCGGCAUGCGCAACCGCAAAGUGCCCCACGGCAUGUUCGUGGUCACCCAUGGGGACGAAAGGCUCAUAUGGAACAUGUUCCAGACCAUCAAGUACAUCUUGGAGCACUAUGUCCAUGAGUAUGACUGGUUCUAUCUGGCCCAGGACGACACCUACACCGAGGCAGACCGGAUCAAACAGCUGGUGGCUCACCUGAGCAUGGACCGGGAGCUUUACAUGGGCAGCCCCGAGGAGUUUAUAGGUGGGGAGAUGGAGGGGAGGUACUGCUAUGGUGGGUUCGGAUACAUUCUCUCCCGUACCCUGUUGCUCCGGCUCAAACCCUUCCUUGAGAACUGUAGGAAUGACAUCCUGAGCGCCAGGCCUGACGAGUGGCUGGGCAGAUGCAUCAUUGAUUAUGCCAACACCAACUGUGUGGAUGAGCAUGAGGGGCUGCAGUACUACCAUUACGAAAUGGGCAAGAACUCAGAUCCGAGUAAGGAGGACAAUAUGCAGUUUAAAAAUGCCUUGACUGUCCACCCGGUGUCUGACCCUGAGCAGAUGUAUAGACUACACAAGCACUUCACUGAGGUCGAACUCCAGAGGACAUACGAUGAAAUUGAGAAGCUGCAGACGGAGAUAAAGAAUGUGAGUGAAGUGGCUUAUGAUGGCAACCGGAGCGCCCAGUGGCCCAUUGGGAUCAAUCCUCCCUUUGAGCCCAAGUCCCGCUUCGAGGUCCUUCGAUGGGACUACUUCACGGAGGAACAGGUGUAUUCGUGCAUCGACGGCUUCCCCAAGUGUGAACUGCGCGGUAUUGAUCGUUUGGACGUGGCCGACGUCAUCGAGAUAGCCAUGGGGGAGCUGAACAAGAAGUACAAGCCUGUCCUCCACUUGAAGAAGCAGCAGCUGAUCAAUGGCUACCGGCGCUUCGACCCCACUCGGGGCAUGGAGUACACCCUGGACCUACAGCUGGAGGUAGUCAACCAGAAAGGUCACAGUAGCUCCAUCACCAAGAGGGUCCACCUGGUGCGUCCCCUGAGUCGCAUCGAGAUCAUCCCCAUGCCUUAUGUCACAGAGGCCACCAGAGUUCACAUCAUCUUACCGCUGAACGUUCAGGAUCGAGAUUACGUCAACCAUUUUCUUGAAGUGUUGGCCGCAAAUUCGUUUGAGACCAGUGAAAACGCCAUCUUGACUUUCCUGUUCAUCUACGACCCAUUCGAGGCCCAGCAGGUCAACCAGAAUGACAUCUUCGCCAGUGUUAAAACCCAGAUCAAUGCCUACGAACGCAAGUAUCCAACAGUGAAGAUCCCGUGGAUAAGUGUCAAGACCGAAACCCCCUCUCAAAUCAAAUUCAUGGACAUCAUCUCGAAGAAGCACCCAGUAGACACUCUGUUCUUCAUCACUAACGUCAACACCAACGUCAACUCAGAGUUCCUCAACCGUUGCCGCAUGAACUCCAUCAACAACUGGCAGGUGUUCUUCCCAAUCCACUUCCAGGACUACAACCCAGACAUUGCCUUCCAUAACCAGGAGCCCCCACCCGCAGUAGACCUGGUCAAGGACGCCGGACACUUUGACCGCAGUUCGUUCGAGGAGGCGUGCUUCUACAACAUUGACUACAUGGCGACGCGCACACGCAUGGCCUCCGACGUGCAGGAGAACGAGGAGAUCCUGGAGACCUUGGAUAUCUACGAUAUGUUUGUCAGGUACUCAACCCUGCAUGUGUUCAGGGCUGUGGAGCCAGGCUUGCACCAGAAGUACCACUACCAGGCUUGUAACCCUCGGCUCAGUGAGGACAUCUACCACAGGUGUGUCCAGAGCAACCUGGAUGGCCUGGGAGCCCGUUCCCAGCUCGCCAUGCUGUUAUUUGAACAAGAGCAAGGAAAUAGCACUUGAUCACACCUCGCUUAGAAACUUCUCCUUGAAUGUGAGUGUGAAUGGGUGUAUGUGAAUGUGUGUGUGCAUGUUUGCGUGCGUGUGAUUGUGUACAUUCCUUCUUUUUUUUACUGAAUACAAAAAACCAUGCUGGAACCAAAUGGGGUGGUUUUGAACAUUGAAAGUAUUUUAAACCUUUGAUUUGGUGGUCAUGCAGGGAUGCCUAUAUCAAUAUUUUUUAAUAUAUUAGAAAAGUUCUACAUACAUUUUAUGUUGCUCUCAAGGGUAUGGCUUUUUACCUGCACAGCUUUUGAUACUUGGUCCUUUGCAGUUUAGUAAUCCCUACUAAAGCACAUCUCAAUAUGUGUGCCUUUUUAAUGUCUGUCGGUCCUCUUGUAUUUUCAUGUCCCUUGUCACAUCAAGCAAAAUAAGUAGAUUUACAUGUACACAUUUAUCAAUAUUUGAGGCCUCAUAUUUCCACACUACACAAUUCAUAUUUUAAUGUGUAAGCUGGCAUCUGAAAUAUAGAUUCACUCUACUCAAAGAUGAUAAACGGAAGAAAGCUUUAUGGCACUGACGUAAUCAGAUGCACUGUGAGAUUACUGUUAGGUUAAGAGGAUUGGACAUUAUGUGUCGGUACUGUAGGUCCCCGUAGGUGAGGUAGAAAACUACCCCUCUAGGGGUCUCUUUAGGAGGUUGCAGCAUUACACAUUCUUUAAAAAAUCAAAUAAAAAGCAUAUGAUUGUCUGUUAUUUAGAAUAGGAAAUCAUGUCAUCUUUAUCUGUUACAUUUCUAUCUGCAACACUCUAAACAUUUCACCCCUCUGAAUACACAGUUAGAUACUGUAUGUUUCUCUGACCAUAUUGCUGGAGAGUCCUUGAAAAUAACUGAGGCUAACUUUGUGACUGGACUAGUUCACAUAAGUUGCUGGUUUCAGUAUGUACCGCACUAAAAUGUCAUCUCAAUAUAUUAAAGUAGCAAUUUGAAAGCUGUUGCAUUUUAAGAAUGUAGUUAUUGAGGGCAAUCAGGAUUGUGGUUUGUAAUGUAUACGUUGGUAGUCAACGUUGUAACAUGAAUGCUAUUAAAUCGGAAUAUACCUGAAGAUAUACAGUUUACAUACACCUUAGCAUUUCAACUCAGUUUUUCACAAUUCCUGAAAUUUAAUCCUAGUAAAAAUUCCCUGUUUUAGGUCAGUUAGGAUCACCACUUUAUUUUAAGA
Messenger RNA from Oncorhynchus gorbuscha (pink salmon), 3832 nucleotides. RefSeq names its product chondroitin sulfate synthase 2-like. Gene Ontology annotation, molecular function: glucuronosyl-N-acetylgalactosaminyl-proteoglycan 4-beta-N-acetylgalactosaminyltransferase activity. Bases 334 to 2634 code for a protein of 766 amino acids. Lineage: Eukaryota; Metazoa; Chordata; Actinopteri; Salmoniformes; Salmonidae. The transcript is spliced from 4 exons. The record is from RefSeq and is a predicted model, not a curated record. Gene Ontology annotation, cellular component: Golgi cisterna membrane.